GGAAAAGAUGCCUUCAAUUAAGAACUCCCUCGCUCUUUUACUGAGCCAAGCUCUUUUGGCUACCAAUAGCCAAGCGAAUGGAGCGACCGUUAAGCGACAGUGCCCGGGGAUCCAUGUCUUUGGUGCUCGUGAAACUACAGCACCGCCAGGAUAUGGCUCCUCCUCUACUGUUGUAAACUUGAUCAUCGCCGCCCAUCCCGGAACUACAUCUGAAGCACUUGACUACCCAGCUUGUGGUGGUCAGUCUUCUUGUGGCAGCAUCCCUUAUAAUACCUCUGCUGUGGACGGCAUCAACGCCGCGGUCACAGCAAUAAACAGCUUCCACAACUCCUGCCCAGAUACUCAGCUGGUCUUGGUUGGAUACUCGCAGGGUGGCCAAGUCUUUGACGAUGUAAUUUGCGGAGGAGGUGAUCCUGGCGAGGGAUACAGCAACACUGCUGUUCCGAUAUCCGCAUCGGCAGCCUCUGCUAUCAAGGCCGCAAUCCUUAUGGGAGAUCCUCGAAAUAUUGCCGGACUGCCAUAUAAUGUUGGAAACUGUACUGCUGGGGGUUUCGAUGCCCACCCAUCUGGAUUUGUUUGCGCCGCCGCGUCUAAGAUCCAGUCAUACUGUGAUGCCUCAGACCCGUACUGCUGCAAUGGAAAUAACGCUGCCACUCACCAAGGUUACGGCCAGGAGUAUGGCCAGCAGGCUCUCGCUUUUGUCAACAGCAAGCUCUCCAGCACCGGUGGCAGCGGCCCAACCUCGACGCCACCCUCAGGCCCCACCAGCACUGGAAGCUCUCCCAGCGCGACCCAGACUCACUAUGGACAGUGUGGUGGAAUCGGCUACUCGGGUCCUACCCAGUGUGCUAGCGGCUACACUUGCCAGGUCCUGAACUCUUACUACUCUCAGUGCUUGUAGAGAGCGUGAGAGCGGGUGACGGUGAAAAUGUUAUCAAGUCGUAUAUUUAGCUGUAUUUAGUACUCGUUUUGUUGUGGUGGAAUUGAAUACAAGUUAUAAAAGUGUAUGAACACCAUGGGUUGAAUUACAGUGAGUGAGCGCAGUAUGUCACUUUACCGCAACAAGAACUGCGUAUUAAAUACGAGGUUUUCAAUGAUUUACUAUAAAGUAUACAUAUGUCAAUGUUCUGGCUUAAGAUAUAAGAAUAAGAAACAAGAAAUAAAGGGAAUAAGCUAAGAAGUUAUAAAUGCAGGCGGAGACUAUUAUACAAGCAUCUGGAUAUAAGAAAGAAGAUAAAAGCGCUUCACUUACAUGUAAUUAGGAACACUACCAUGUAU
Trichoderma asperellum CBS 433.97 is the source of this 1278-nucleotide messenger RNA. RefSeq names its product 1 carbohydrate esterase. Gene Ontology annotation, cellular component: extracellular region. Gene Ontology annotation, molecular function: hydrolase activity; cellulose binding. Gene Ontology annotation, biological process: carbohydrate metabolic process. NCBI's taxonomy places the organism in Eukaryota, Fungi, Ascomycota, Sordariomycetes, Hypocreales, Hypocreaceae. The record is from RefSeq and is a predicted model, not a curated record.